AUGGGCGUGCUUGUUACAGGAUAUCAUUCUUCUUCAACAGACAUAAAACCUGAGAAGCUCUUGUUAGAGCUUGCUUUCUUUCACUCUUCAACCAAGAGUAUCCUUCCUACCUUAGUAACGUACUUGCACUGCGCCGCCACCGUCAAACAGCUCAUCUUGCAGGCCUCACUGGACCGUCAUUUCACAGCGGCUGCCUGCAUAUCCGCAACAAGCACAUUCCUCUCCUCUCCUCUCUUCUCUUCGCUCCUCUAUCCAAAGCUUUACCUUUCUAAUCUCCUACCAUCGGACAAGGAGCCUCCUCUACUAUUCAUCAUGUCCGCUCCUCGCGCCAAGCGCCAGAAAGUUGCCAAAGAGAAAGACAACCCUCCCCCCCCUGAUUUCCAGAGUUUUGCGCCAGAUGGAGAUGUUAUUUUUGUCGUCAACAAUGAUACACGCGUUCGUGUUCAAUCUGCAGUGAUGAAAUGGGCUUCACGUGUAUUUGCCACAAUGCUUGGCCCAAACUUCAUGGAGGGCCAAGCUCUGGCCGCCGCCGCCAACACUGAAACCGACCCUUUCGAGAUCCCAUUACCUGAAGAAGAAAAUUCCAUUUGCUUCGGAUGGAUAUGCCAAGCUCUUCACUGUCAAUCUGCAACAAGGCUUUGGAGCCCUACAUGCGCUGAGAUUGUGAAAGUCUGGUCCAUCAUCGACAAGUACGACAUGAAGCAGAGCAUGCAUCUUUCUGUCAUGUUCUGGUCACAACACAUACUUUCUAAGGCUUGUCACUCAAGAGAUCUCUGGAUCAUGGCCUUGAUAUGCUUCCAGAAUCAAGACUCGGCCUCCUUCACAACUGCCACUAGGAAACUUCUCUUAGACGGAGGAUCAUUCUUGGCCAGAGCCUCAGAAACUGAAAAGCUGUUUGAGAAUAGCAUGCCGGGGCGUGCUUUGUACAGGCUUGCAGGUGAGACCACAUAG
Molecule: messenger RNA, 951 nt
Organism: Fusarium tjaetaba
Lineage: Eukaryota; Fungi; Ascomycota; Sordariomycetes; Hypocreales; Nectriaceae
Exons: 1
Coding region: 1-951 (316 amino acids)
Source: RefSeq, a predicted model, not a curated record